AUGCAAAAUGAAUUAAUUAAAAUUUGUGAUGACUUAAUUCGAGGACAAACACUUAAUGAAGUAAAGUAUGCUAAAUUCUUCACAUUAAUCGCCGAUGAAACUACUGAUGUGAUCGAAGUUCGAACUGGAGGUUUGGCUCGAUUAAUUCUUGAAGAAUUAAAAACUCUUGGUCUUGAUCCAAAUUUUAUGGUAGGCCAGGCGUAUGAUGGAUGUGCAGCAAUGUCCGGGCAAUUUAAUGAAUAUCAUGUAUAUAUCCAAAACCUACUUUCGACGGGUGUGGGUGUGGAUUCAAGAAAAUUAUUAGAUUUACGUAAUGAACAUGAAAAGAAAAAUUCGAAAUCAUAG
This is a messenger RNA of Rotaria sordida, 345 nucleotides long. The record is from the annotation of a GenBank genome assembly. Lineage: Eukaryota; Metazoa; Rotifera; Eurotatoria; Philodinida; Philodinidae.